GUAUGUGACGGCAGUGUCUGCUCGUUGCCGGCGAUGGCGAGGAGAUGAUGCUCGGCGACGGGCCGCAAUAAUGGGGAGACGCCAAGGAUCACCCAAGUUGGGAUGACAAGCCGUGCAGCCUUCAAUGGCUAGACUGGUGCCACGGGUGGGCCGAUGGAAUGGCGAUGCUUGACGUCGAGAGUGCGAGAGAGGAGGGAGAAGCUGGGAGUGAGUGGGAGAUAAGGCUGAGCCUGGCUGAGAUAAUGUUGAUCGACCCAGUGAAUGCACCGGAGUUCGCCAGUGUGGGCGGUGAGCAGUUUCCUCGGCCUCGCUGCAAACGCCGGCCGUCCCGAUGGACCCCAGUGCAGGCCCAUGCCCCGGCGUCGCCUCGCCACGCGUGCGAACACCAAUGUCCCCCCUUUGGUGGUCGGCUCUGACGCUCAACCCACACCCUUCUCAACGCCUGACAACGACAACAGCCCCUUCUUCCCCACCCACCACGACGUCCUCCCAUGUCGCUCAACGGUGACCGCGACCACCACAUGCUGUCCACCGAUCCGUCUCCCAUUGGGCCCCUCAGUGCAAGCGACGACAGCGACGACACCAACAUGCAGAUCGACUCUGACGUCGACAUUCACAAACUCCCGGACGCAGAUGCAGAUGGUGAAGACGAUGACGAUGUUGACAUUGAGCCCGCCGUCAUACCCGCCCCCGCCCCCGCCUCUUCAUCGUCGCACACGGCAAAGAGAACAAUCAAAGACGAAGACGAGGACUCACAGGGCUACGAGGAUCACUUUCAGGACCCUUCAGAAGAAGAAGAUGCGUCUUAUGCCGACGAGGAGUAUGGUGUAAAGAAGAAGGCUCCGAAGAAGAAGAAGCAGCCCUCCAAGCCUAGAGUCGUCGCGCGCCAUUCAGUGGCGUCGGACUCAGAUUCAGAUUAUGGCUCACGAUCCAAGAAGAAGAAGAGAGUUCGCGUCUCUGCCGACGAAGUCCGUGUAUCAAGUCGGGGAGGCCGAAUCCCAAACUAUGUAGAUGAUGUCCAGGACUUUGAACAGUUCGACGAGGACGAGGUCCUCCCAGCGGGCAAUUAUUCACAAGCGGCAGUUGUCGAGGAGGAAGAGAUCGAGGCAGUUUUAGGUCACCUUCGAGAUGAAGAAGUAGGAGAUGAUGGUGAAGAUGAUUGGUAUUCCAACAUUCGAUUCCAAAUUAAAUGGAAGGGCUGGUCCCACUUGCACAAUACCGAAGAGACAUACGAAUUCCUCAAACGAUACAAAGGUCUCAAGCGUGUGGACAACUACAUCAAAGCGUACAAACUCUAUGCGGAGCGGUUGUCUGCGCCAGACCUCUCGAGCGAAGAUCGCGAAACGUUACUUCUUGAGAAGGAACGCGAAAAGGAGGAACUCGAGAGUUACAAGACUAUCGAACGUAUCAUAUCCCAGCGGGAGGUCACCGAUUCAGAAAAGGGUACCAGCCAUAUCGAGUACUUUUGCAAGUGGAACGGACUCAACUAUGAACAUUGUACUUGGGAAACGCACGACAAGCUCAUCGAGCAGAAGGAGAAGCCACGUAUCGAAGCGUUUAGACAGAGAGAAGCAGAGGCAAAAUUCCCGUACAAGAGCGCGGUCUACGCCAGACACUCGCGACCAGCCUUUAGGAAGCUGGAGGAGGAUCCUCCCUAUCUAGUCGCGACGGGCGGAGAGCUCAAGGAAUUCCAGUUGACUGGACUCAAUUGGCUUACGUACCUUUGGUGCGAGGGAGAGAAUGGAAUUCUCGCGGACGAAAUGGGUCUUGGAAAAACUGUCCAAAGCGUUUCGUUCAUAUCCUGGCUCUUCCACGAGAUGCGACAGUAUGGUCCAUUCUUGGUCAUCGUUCCGCUCUCAACUAUCACAGCGUGGCAGUCCCAAUUUGCGUCCUGGGCUCCGGACAUCAACGUCAUCACCUACAUCGGCACGGCAGCAGCCCGAGAGAACAUCCGCAAUUACGAAUUUGGUCCCUCGAAUAAGAGACUCAAGUUGAACGUGCUCCUCACCACGUACGAAAUCACAUUGCGGGACGCCAAAGAGCUUGGGGACAUCAAAUGGCAGCUUCUGGCCGUGGACGAGGCUCACCGACUGAAGAACUCUGAAAGCCAGCUCUAUGAGGCGCUGAGCUCGUUCUCGGCGGCAUCAAAGCUGCUCAUCACGGGCACGCCACUGCAAAACAACGUUAAAGAGCUUCUGUCACUAAUGCAUUUCCUCAUGCCCGAGAAGUGUGAGUUCACUCCGUUCUUUUCGCUGAAAUGCCCCUUUCCAUGUACUAAUUUCCCGCGGUUGCGCUCCCCGACAGUCCAACUGACAAACGAGUUCGACUUGACUGAUGUUGAUCAUGAGGAAAAGAUCAAGGAGCUGCACAAACAACUCGAAUCGCUGAUGUUGCGCCGUUUGAAACGCGACGUUCUGACAUCCUUGCCGACAAAGAGUGAGCGUAUACUGCGGGUGGAAAUGUCCGCUCUUCAGACGCACUUCUACAAGAACAUCUUGACCAAGAACUUCUCAGGGCUUGUGAAGAGCGCGAACGGCAAUAAUAACAUCAGCUUGCUCAACAUUGCGAUGGAGUUAAAGAAGGCCGCUAAUCACCCUUACCUCUUCGAUGGUGCUGAGGUCAGAACGGACAACACAGAAGAAACGCUCAAAGGCCUGGUGAUGAGCAGCGGUAAGAUGGUACUUUUGGACAAGCUCUUGGCUCGCCUCCGCCAGGAUGGCCACCGAGUACUCAUCUUCAGUCAAAUGGUUCGGAUGUUGGACAUCUUGAGCGAUUACAUGUCUCUUCGUGGGUUCCAACAUCAACGACUAGACGGCAUGGUGUCAUCGGACCAGCGCAAGAAGUCCAUUGCCCAUUUCAAUGCACCCGGAUCUCCCGAUUUCGCUUUCUUGCUCUCUACACGCGCUGGGGGGCUGGGUAUCAACCUGGAGACUGCGGACACCGUUAUCAUCUUCGACAGCGACUGGAACCCACAAAAUGACUUGCAAGCCAUGGCACGUGCGCAUCGCAUCGGACAGAAGUCGCAUGUCAGCGUGUAUCGCUUUGUGAGUAAAGACACGAUGGAGGAGGAUGUUCUCGAGCGCGCGAAAAAGAAGAUGGUCCUUGAAUAUGCUAUUAUUAACCAGAUGGACACGUCUCAAGCACACCUUAGCUCGAAGGGUGGAUCUUCGACCAGGGACCAGGCCAAGCCCAACGACCUGAGCAAGGAUGAACUGCAUGCUGUCUUGAAAUACGGCGCGCAGAAGAUCUUCGACAAGGAUGACAGUGAUCAAAACCAGAAACUGGACGAGAUGGAUCUCGACGACAUUCUCAACCGUGCUGAACACCACGAAACUAUGGCGACCUCUGGUGAAGGCGCCUCCCUCGGUGGUGAAGGUUUCCUCGCUCAGUUUGCGAACGUCAGUGAUGUCAAGAACGACAUGAACUGGGAGGAUAUCAUUCCUUUAGAGGAGCGCCAGAAGUUCGAGCAGGAUGAGGUGCACCGGAAGGCAGAAGAGAUGGUUGCGCAGGAGGCCAAGGAUAGGAAACGGUCCCACGCGCCUGUCUCGUACGAAGGCAUGGACGUCGAACACCCGACAACGUCUGCUCCGCCGAAGAAGCCCAAGAAUCCUGCACCUCAGAGGAAGACAGCUAGUCAAAAGGCUAUGGAGCUCAAAGAGCGAGACGUCCGAGUGCUUAUUCGUAGUCUACAACGAUGGGGCGACAUUCGUCAGCGAUACGAUAUCAUUGUCACUGAGGCCAAGCUUCAGGACAAGAACAAGGGCAUGAUUAUCGACACCGCCGAUGAGAUCGUCGAACUAUGCGCUCAUUCUGUCGAUGACAACGAAGCACAGAAACGUGCUCGGGUUGCUGCUGGUGAAACCCUCACCAAUGCGCAGAAGAGCAAAGCCGUCUUGGUGACCUACCGGAAUGUAGGUAAUAUCAACGCCGAAACUGUUCUUUCGCGACAUCGUGACCUUCAGAUCCUCUUCAAAUACCUCGGAGAUCUUGGAGAUGACAUCUACAACUGGCGAAUACCCAUUGACAACAUCCGGCCGACGCUCAACUGGUCGGGACGUUGGGGCCCUCAGGAAGACGCUAUGCUACUCGUUGGUGCUUAUCUCUAUGGUUUCGGAAACUGGGAGGUUAUGGCCAAGGAUACUCGGCUUGGUCUGGAAGGCAAGUUCUUCUUGGAAGAAGGCAAGAAAGGCGAGGAAUCUGCCUCCAAACCCAUUCCAAACGCCAUUCAUCUUGUACGACGCGGUGAUUUCCUUCUGAGUAUCCUCCGUGAGCACGACGAGAAGCUUCGAGCUAUCGAGAGUACACUGCAGCGGAAGGGUCACAGCACCAAGACGUCCAUCUCGCCGCCGCCACCUAUCGCAUCCACCUCAUAUAGUGCGAGCAUCAAGCGGAGAGCUGAGAGUGAGGCGAUUGCCUCUGUCGACGAGGGCAGUACCAAGAAGAGAAAGCGAAGACCGACGCCGACUUUCACUGAUUCUUCAUCUUCUGACGAAUGUCCCUCCAUGGACGAAGUCGCCACCAAGGAAGAGCUGCGACCGGUCAAGAAACAUCUCAAAAAUCUGAAACUUUCUGGGAAUGAAAUGCCUAGAGAUGAGAAGGUUGCAAUGCUGAAAGAAUCAUUGUCUGCGAUCGGCAAGAGGAUAGAAUUGGUGCUCAAUCAGAAGGAAGCUGCUGGGGAAAACCGUGAUCGUUGGCGACGACAUCUCUGGACUUUUGUUACCUUAUUCUGGCCCAAGAAGGUCAAAGCUGCGAAGUUGGAGGAGAUCCAUGCGAAGAUGGUGAUGAAAGAAAGUGUUCCACGAUCUACGCCAACCGAAGCGCAUUCCAGUGCUCCCAAGAAACCCCGCCUGAGCACCACUGUACCGACUAUGCCGUCCGUCGUCGUAUCGGGUCGCAGCAACGGCUCCUUACCUUCCGCUUCCACAAGUUCAUCACAUACCAACGGCAGAUACCGGUGACCUUGUUAUAUUGCUAGUUAUCUAUGCCUCUUCCUCCACUCUGCAUCUUAGUCUUGCUUUUUGCUGUCGUCGAUAUCGCUUCCAGCCGAUAUCUUGUUUUCUAGGACCCCCAUAUUGUAUCGUUGUUGUUCCCUGCUCGCCCGGACAUUUCAUGGGUGUUCCAAGUUUUUUUUGUGCCUUUCCUCGUUGUAUGUCAACGCUAUCGUAGUCCUAGUCUAGUCCCUUCCCGUACCUCAUUGCUCAUCCAAGUCUUUCUUACAAUCUUGCAUGCUUUUUCCGAUGCUUUUCGCACACUCCAUUUCUACACACAUCGACUUUGGUCAUCCAAGUUAUGUUAUAGCAUUACCGCGUUCCGACAUUACAUACAAUACGGAUUGUACAUCGACGUUUUUGUUGCGUGUUUCGAUCAAGUCGAAGCAUGUUCUGAAAGGGAGAAGACAUAAUGGACUCUACUAGUGCCCUAAGAGAAGAAGAGGUCAAUCAGUAGAAUAGACAUUAGAUGAAGACAAAGGCACAGCUGUCCUGGGUUCAUUGUCAAGGACUUUAUUCUGCGCAAUUUGCGUCAUGUACAAUGAUAUCCCAAGAAACUUGUAUUCGUAUAACUUGCG
This is a messenger RNA of Somion occarium, 5566 nucleotides long. NCBI's taxonomy places the organism in Eukaryota, Fungi, Basidiomycota, Agaricomycetes, Polyporales, Cerrenaceae. The record is from the annotation of a GenBank genome assembly.